Molecule: messenger RNA, 1952 nt
Organism: Effrenium voratum
Lineage: Eukaryota; Dinophyceae; Suessiales; Symbiodiniaceae
Source: the annotation of a GenBank genome assembly
GCCAGCAGCACACAUCAGCGACAGGGUGGCCGCCUGCCAUGCCGAGCACUCUGCAGUGCGCCGUGGGAGCGCUUUUGGCACAGGCGUCGGCCCUGGAUCACUUUGAGGAGACGCUGCACCUGCGGGCGCUCCCUCGGGAGAUCGACUCUCCCGACCAGUACCUGGCGCGAUGGGAGUUCGAGAUCAGCGCGCCGCGCACCGCGGCCUUCCGCGCGGACCAGUUCGACCUCUUCCCGGGGCCCAUCGGCAAGCUGCUGAACGCGCAUCCGGCCAUCGAAGCCUUCGAGGCCACGCUGACCCGGGGCCGCUGGAAGCGCGGCUGGGGCGAAGCGCCCUGGGAGUUCCGGCCGCCGGGGGCAGUGCUGGCGGCUGCGUUGCAGGGCCAAGAUGAGUCGGCCACUGCCGCGGCCUACCGGUUUCUUGUGUCCACUCUGUCGGGCUCUUUGUGCGCCUCCUUCGAAGGCAUGGACCCUGCGCUCUCUAGCGCGGAGACGGUGGAAACGGAGGGCAAGGCAUCCAGGCUCCAGAGCUCCAACACGGGGGCGCGCCCGCUGCGGCUUCCGGACGCCUGGCAAACGGAACACAGCGGCCAAAGCUUGCGCCUGGCCACGCUACCCUACGAGCCGGUGUGCACCGAGAACUUGACGCCCUGGCUCAAGUUGUUGCCCUGCGGCCGGCACCGGGGUCUCUCGGCGCUGCUGGCGGCGCUGGUGGUGCCGGUGGCGGAGGCGCCCUUGGCCUCGCUGACGCUGGCGGUGGAUGUCCGGUCUGACACCGUAGUGGCACGCUCCUCCUUAGACGUGGUACUGCCCGGAGACGCGGGCUCCCUGCCGAAGUGGCUGCAGAGCUUUGCGGCACGAAAGGUGGAGAACUGCCCAGCGGCCGCAUCCUCAGUGCUGCGCUUCUGGCGAAGGGAUGAGUCCGCACUCUCGGGCGCCGGACAAGUCGAGCUGCCCACAGCGCAGCUGAGCGCAGAUCUCUCCCAGUACUUCAGCGGGCCCUGGGAGGAGAGCUCCUCAGAGACCCUUAGCGUGAUGCGAGACAUGCUCUCGCAGGAGGGCCGCAGCGAGCGGACGCAUGGCAGGUACCUCUUGCGCCUCAGCAAUCCUGGCCCCGGCCGGCGCGUGCGCUUUCUGGACCAACUGCCCUUUUUCAUCAGGCCCCUGUGGCAUACAGUCCGGGUGGUGUGGACGUCGGCAGAUGGCGAGGUGGAGCUCCUGGGAGGAGAAGCGCUAAGGCGCUUGGGAGUGCAGUUCACAGCCUCCGACGGUGUACGAGCUUGUCCCAGCAGCCCAGUGGCAACCGGCGUUGCCUUUGAUUUGGAGGACCUGCCGACUGGGAGCUCAGUGAGUGUCUUCCUGGAUGUGCUGAAGAAUUUCAUCAACUUCCGCGAGUUUUCCUAUGCUUGCGAGAAGGGCUUCGACGUGGGCGGUGCUGUCUGGCUGGACGCCGAGCUCGGUGCUUCAGGCGCUGUGGGCACGGGGGACUUUGUCUCGCUGGGGCCGACCCUGAGCCAAAGCGCCCCAUGGAGGCUUCACUUCACCGAGGGCAUGCUGGUGAUGGUGCCCAUGCCUGACUUCAGCAUGCCCUUCAACGUUGUGGCGCUCUCCUCCACAGCCGCCACCUUCUUCUUCGGCUCCGUGUUCCGCAUCACUGGGGCCGGCGGCAUGCCGCACUGGUGCACGGAGCGCGGCGGCAAGCCGGCAGUUCUGCACCCUCUGCAGAAAUUCGCCCUGCUGGGUUUGCUUGCGUCGCUAGGGAUCAACGCUCUCACGCCGGAGCACAUGGCGCAAAUCUCCGCGGCGCUACCGCAGGAUGGCUGGGGCCCCGAGCUGUACGGGUACCUCGUCUUUGCCAAGGACAAGGUCGACAGCAUUUUGGCCAAGCGGUGAGUGCUGGGAGCAAGUUGGUGUCAUGCCAAGGCCCAAAGAAGGCCGUUGGAAAGAGCGGGU